UCCGUAUCUGCAUCGGUAUCUAUAUCUCGAUCUGUGUAUCUGUAAGUGACGUGUCAUUUAUGUCUUAGUGCAUGCAAUAAAAAACGGCAUCUGCUAAAAUUUAUGUGCAAUCGAAUUUCAAUUUAAAUGGAAUAUAGUUUAGCAAACGAACAAAACGUUUGCCGUCAAACAAUGAAUGCAUUUUAAAAGCAAUUAAAAUUCGUAACAACCACAAAAAGGCUAUAAAGAAUAAUAAGCCCACUUCAUAUACACUGCUUCAUUUGCAUACAUCAUUAUAAAAAUCAUCAAUAACAAUUGGAAAAAUAUUUGGCAUCGUUAUACCAAUCCACAUCGGAUCAGCAGUCGACGCGUGAUUAUCCACAGUUCAGCGGCGACUAUCACAACGUACAGUUGCAGGUCGCCGCCGUCGCAGCCAGCUCCAAGAUGUAUCACACCAGCAGCGCCGCUGCAGCGGCCGCCUACACGGAUCUGGCCGCCGCCGGGGGCGCUGCCAGCGUCUCUGGCUAUCAUCAUCAGCAGGCCGUCAAUGCGCCCGUCUAUGUGCCCUCCAAUCGUCAAUACAAUCACGUUGCGGCGCAUUUCGGCAGUGCAGCAGCAGCCCAGAAUGCCUGGACAACGGAUGGCUUUGGUUCGCCGCAUGCCCAGUUGCCGGCACAAUUUUACACACAGAAUGCAGCAGUGAUGAUGGCACCUUGGCGAUCCUACGAUCCGACUGGCUUCCAGCGCUCCUCCCCUUAUGAGAGUGCCAUGGACUUUCAGUUUGGCGAGGGACGCGAGUGCGUCAACUGUGGUGCGAUUUCUACCCCGCUUUGGAGGCGGGAUGGUACCGGACACUAUCUGUGCAACGCUUGCGGACUGUAUCAUAAGAUGAACGGCAUGAACCGGCCGCUGAUAAAGCCCAGCAAGCGACUGGUGAGUGCAACUGCCACACGGCGAUUGGGGCUGUGUUGCACCAACUGUGGCACACGCACUACAACCCUCUGGCGUCGUAACAAUGACGGCGAACCCGUCUGUAAUGCCUGUGGCCUCUACUUCAAGCUGCAUGGCGUCAAUCGGCCACUGGCGAUGCGCAAGGAUGGCAUACAGACACGCAAGCGGAAGCCCAAGAAAACAGGCAGCGGCUCCACAACGACUAGUGGCUCGGGAUCCGGCUCUAACACGGAGGCCAUCAAGGACUGCAAGGAAGAGCAUGAUCUCAAGCCCACGCUUAGCCUGGAACGACACAGUCUCAACAAGCUGCAUACGGAUCUGAAGAGCACUUUGGCGGGUAGCGUCGCCAGCAGUCUGAUGGGGCAGCAUCAUGGCCAGCAGCAACAGCAACAGCAGCAGCCGCAGCAACACCCAGUACCGUCGCAUCAGCAAUGCUUUCCACACUACGCACAGCAGCAACAACAGCAGCAGCAGCAGCAACAACAGCAACAGCAGCAGGCACAGCAUCAGCAGCAUAGCCACCAAUCGCAGCUGAGUGUGCGGCAGUUGCAUGGCGCCAGUUCGCAGCUGUAUACGGCCGGCAGUAGCUCGGCAGCCUCCGCGUAUACGACGCACAGCAGCAAUGCGGCGGACACGCCCACAUUAAGCAACGGCACACCCUCGCCACACUAUCAGCACCAUCAUUUGCAUGCGGCGGCGGCAGCCAGCAGUUCGCAUGGACAUCAUGCGGCUGCAGCUCAUCAUCAUAUACAUGCGGCAGCCGCAGCCGCAGCGUAUGGAGUCAAGACGGAGGCGAGUGCCACCAACUAUGACUAUGUAAACAACUGUUAUUUUGGGGCAUCGUUUGGUGCACUGGGCGGAGCGGCCUCCUCGGCGAUGGCGGGUGGGGCGACCAGUGAUCUGGCUGGCUAUCAUCAUCAGCACAAUGUCAUCCAGGCCGCCAAGCUGAUGGCGACAUCCUGAGCAGCAGCUGCAACAGCAGCAGCAGCAGCGGCGGGCACUGUGAUCUCUUCCCCAGAUAAUUUGGUUGGAGCUUCGUUGGAAUGGUAUUGAAAAGACUUUUGAAUUAGUUUUACAUAAGUUGCAAUUAGUUUUUAUCACCUGUAAAUAAGUGCACAGAAGUUUUGUACAAAUAUUUGUUUAUCGCUUCGUUCUAUUUACUCGACCUUGUGUAAGUACCCAGUUAGCUUAAGUUUUAGUUUUAACCAGCAAUUGUAAAGCGUUUGUAUUAACCUAUUUCUCUAACUAGCAUAAAUUAUUGUUAAUUCAUAAAACGCACACAAUCAUAGAUCAUUUAGACAUAAGACUAGUAGAACAUUUAAGGCCAUGCAUAUUAUCAUAUAAAU
Drosophila grimshawi is the source of this 2276-nucleotide messenger RNA. RefSeq names its product GATA-binding factor A. The record is from RefSeq and is a predicted model, not a curated record. The transcript is spliced from 4 exons. Gene Ontology annotation, biological process: cell fate commitment; negative regulation of transcription by RNA polymerase II; positive regulation of transcription by RNA polymerase II. Gene Ontology annotation, molecular function: RNA polymerase II cis-regulatory region sequence-specific DNA binding; DNA-binding transcription factor activity, RNA polymerase II-specific; zinc ion binding. NCBI's taxonomy places the organism in Eukaryota, Metazoa, Arthropoda, Insecta, Diptera, Drosophilidae. The coding region runs from base 424 to 1893 and encodes 489 amino acids.